AUAAUUAUUAUUAUUCUACAAUAUAAGAUAAAUAGCCAUGGGAGCAUUGUUGGCAGACUGUUAUUUAAGUUAUAUUGUGUUAGCUUUACAGUUUGGAGGAAGAACACCUGGAGCCUCAGUUAUUAAAUAAAACCUAUAAAAUAUUGAUUUAUAAUCAGCAGCCAGCAGAGGGAUCUGUUAAUGGAAUCUAUUACUGAAGCACAGAAUUACAGUCUGUCCUGGGAAAUGACCAAUUUGAGGCUAAUCAACAAGCCAUGCAUGCGCAGCGAGCCAAGGAGGAUGUAGGGGUUACCUGAACUCUGUGGACGUGUGCAUGCUCACUGUAACUUUGAGGAGAAGGUUUCCAUAAAGCUAAAGAUUGGCUGCUAUAGCACUGGACAGAUCAUAAACGUUCAAUAGUCAUGGGCAAGAAGCAUAAGAAACAUAGGUCGGAGUGGAGGUCCUACGAUGCAGAGUAUGAAGAUAAGCCCCUUCAAAAACCGUUAAAGCUGGUCCUUAAAGUGGGAGGAAGCGAAGUGACGGAACUCUCUGGGUCGGGACACGACUCAAGCUACUAUGACGAUCGGUCAGAUCACGAGCAACGUGACCGUCAUAAGGAAAAGAAGAAAAAAAAGAAAAAGAAAUCUGAAAAAGAGAAAGAUAAACAUUUGGAUGAUGAAGAGAGGAGCAGACGGAAGGAAGAGAAGAAAAGAAAGCGAGAAAAGGAACUCAAUGAUUCUCAUGGCGAAACAGAGUACUUUGAGCCAGGGAAAAAAGUUGAGGUUGAAUCCCCAAUGGAACGUCCAGUCAGAACGGGAAGUUCUGAAAACAGUCCAAUUCAGCAGCUCCUGGAAUAUUUCCUCAACCAGCUCCAACAGAAAGAUCCACAUGGGUUUUUUGCCUUUCCAGUCACUGAUCAAAUUGCCCCUGGCUAUUUCAUGAUCAUAAAGCAUCCUAUGGAUUUUAGCACUAUGAGAGAGAAAAUUACCACAAACGAAUACAAAUCGAUCACGGAGUUUAAGGCAGACUUUAAGCUCAUGUGUGAAAAUGCAAUGACUUACAACAGUCCAGAAACUGUAUACUACAAGCUAGCCAAGAAGCUUCUUCACACUGGCUUUAAAAUGAUGAGUAAACAGGCUGCUGUUUUAGGGGAUGAGGAAACACAAGUUGAGGAACUUGCUCCUGAGAACAUCGCACCGGUACCUGUUGAGACUACAAAGAAGCACAAAAAGCCAACAAAGGAAGUUAUAACGUGUAUAUUUGAGCCUGAAGGUAAUGCAUGUAGUUUAACAGACAGCACUGCUGAGGAACACGUUUUGGCUCUUGUUGAACAUGCAGCUGAUGAGGCACGGGAUAAGAUCAACCGAGAACUACCAAACUCCAAAAUUGGCUUCCUCAAAAAGAAUGCAGAUGGGACACUGCUCUAUUCCGUUGUCAACCCAGAUCCAGACAACGUAGAAGAAGAAACCCACCCAGUGGAUUUCAGCUCUCUCUCUAGCAAAUUAUUACCUAGUUUUACAACACUUGGGUUCAAAGAUGACCGUAGCCAUAAAGUCACAUUUCUUAACAGUGCGAGCACCUCGCUAUCUUUACAAAACAACACCCUCUUCACUGACCUAAAGCCAGAUGAAAUGGAGUUAAUGUAUGCUGGUUAUGGCGAUGAGACAGGAAUACAGUGUGCAUUGAGUCUUCAGGAGUUUGUGAAAGACUGUGGUGGUUAUGCAAAGAAGAUAGUAAAUGACCUCCUGGACCAGAUAACUGGAGGCGAUCACUCACAAACUAUUUAUCAAAUAAAACAGAGGAGUAGUCUCCAGGGACGACUUCCAGAAGAUAUAAAAAUGCCACUUGUAAUGAUCAAAGAGGAGCCUAGAAUGCAUCCACUAUGUCCAGAAUCUAACUCCAAGCACAUGAUGAUGGGAGACCCUUUGAGGGAUGGCAGCCACUCUGUCCCAGACUUUAUAGCUAUAAAGCAGUACUCUGAUAUGUCUCUUGAUAUGAUGAACAGUUUGGGUAAAGUCAAGAAAGAGCUUGACCACGAUGAUACUCAUUUAAAUUUAGAUGACACAGCCAAACUCUUGCAUGAGUUUCAUGAUGUACACCCAGAACGAAUUGGCUCUAGGUUAUCUUCUAAUAUAAUUUCUCUGUCCAACAAUUCCGAUCGGGACCAUCAUCAUCACCACCACCACCACCAUCUUGGAAGUCCUCAACUCAGCAUUGGGGAACAGCAAGACAUUCCUGACCCAUAUGAAUUCCUUGAAUCUCCAGACCCCGAUAGUACAAAUUAAAAUGUAUACAUUUUUGUAAAAUAAUUGUGCAUAUUUUCCUGAGCUUUUUUUUUAUUAUUUUUGUGACGCUGGAAUCAUUACAUUUUUCUAACAUUGCUAUAUGUAGGUUUCCCAAAUUAGGUAAGGGUAUUCCAGAAUGUUGUAAAAACAGCUCUGCGGAACUUAAUAAUGAUAAUUACUUAAAGUUCUAAGUAAGUUCAUUAAGUCACACAGUUUAUCUGUUCAGCUUGCUUUUUUUAUACUCCCUAACCAGGUUUGAGUUUUCUUGCUUUGAAGCAGCACUGUCACUUCUGUUCUUUCAGCGCAAUUCAAAAAACAAAACAAAACUCACCUCUGAUGCACCAAACUGUAAUGCCUCUGAUGUCUAACAGAGAAAUGCCAUAAGCAUGCACGGUUGUUAUUUUCUCAGUCAUUAUGGUACGUGUGUAUGCUGUGCAUCAGGCACUGCAAUGGUUAACUAAUUUACAUACUUUGCCAGCUAAGGCGUGUAAAUUAAAAUAUAAAUUAUUUGGGGGAAAAACUUAAAUUGAUUUUUAAUUCGCUAUUAGAUUGUGCCAAAAUCAUAGAAGUGACAGUUCUUCUUUAAGGCCUUCAGAAUCAACUAUUUGUAGAUAUUGGCUAUCUGUAUUAAAAGUGUACAGAUCGGCAAGUUGUAUGGUAUAUUUGUUUUAUAUAUCUUUCUUUUGUAAAAAAAAUAAAUAAAUCA
Pelobates fuscus (common spadefoot toad) is the source of this 2970-nucleotide messenger RNA. It is a transcript of the gene BRD9, whose product is annotated as bromodomain containing 9. The transcript has 4 exons. The coding region runs from base 402 to 2264 and encodes 620 amino acids. Gene Ontology annotation, biological process: regulation of transcription by RNA polymerase II. Gene Ontology annotation, cellular component: nucleus. NCBI's taxonomy places the organism in Eukaryota, Metazoa, Chordata, Amphibia, Anura, Pelobatidae. The record is from RefSeq and is a predicted model, not a curated record.